Molecule: messenger RNA, 1174 nt
Organism: Polyodon spathula (Mississippi paddlefish)
Lineage: Eukaryota; Metazoa; Chordata; Actinopteri; Acipenseriformes; Polyodontidae
Product: sorcin-like
Exons: 7
Coding region: 58-621 (187 amino acids)
Molecular function (GO): calcium ion binding
Source: RefSeq, a predicted model, not a curated record
GUAUAAUCCAUUGCUGCUUUGUGUAGAACAAGUCAAGCACUGUAGUGUCUGUAUACAAUGUCUUACCCUGGGUACCCUGGAGCACCUGCUGGAUACGGUGGAGGGUAUGGCGGUGCCCCUGGAGCCCCUGGUUAUGGAGGAUUCGCUGGUCAAGCUCAGGAUCCUCUCUAUCCUUAUUUUUCUGCAGUGGCAGGACAGGAUGGUCAAAUAGAUGCCGAUGAGCUCCAAAGAUGCCUUACCCAGUCAAACAUUUCUGGAAGCUACAAACCAUUCAACAUUGAGACUUGCAGGCUGAUGAUCAGCAUGUUGGAUAGGGAUUGCUCUUGUAAAAUGGGCUUCAAUGAAUUCAAGGAGUUAUGGGCUGUUUUAAGUGCCUGGAAACAGCACUUCAUGACUAUGGACAAGGAUAGAAGUGGCACAGUAGAUCCUGAAGAAAUGAGGCAGUCGAUCGCUAGCAUGGGUUACCAUAUAAAUCCCAAUGCUCUGGUUGUAAUCCUAAAGCGAUUUAGCAUCCACGGGAUGAUUGCUUUUGAUGACUAUGUGGCUUGUUGUAUAAAGCUUAGGACCCUGACUGGUACGUUUUUCAUUUUUGUCUUAUUGAUUUUCUCUUAUCUAGUAUGAGACCUAGAUACUGUAAUGGUUUGGAAGAAUCAAGCUAAUACUCUACACUGCCUGGGUGGCAUAGCAAGUUUGUACUGAAGAUGCCCAUACUAUAGGUCUUCCGUUACCAUCUAAACAGAGGUGUGUGGCAAACAUUAUUAAAGUAUAGGAGAGUAAUUUUUAUGUCAGAGUACACUGUAUUGCAUUGUACAGAAAACAUAAGAACAUGACUUGGAACCACAGUAGUUAUUGGUUUUGGGAGAACUACAAAUCGGAUGAAAACUUGUUAAUGUAACACUGGAAGAAACAAAAGAGACAGUGCUUUAGAUAGGAUUCAGAACGGUAUUCAGAGAAAUCGUAACACUGAGACCAGGUAAAAUCCACUUAGUAUCAUUAGCACUGUGAGGCAGUCUUUCAUUUACAUUUUAUUUUACUAUAUAAUACUGGAUAGGCUUGCCAGAUUUUUGUUUGACAGAGUAUAGAAAGUAUAAUCUACUUCUAGAGUCUUCAAGUAACAAAAAGGUAUUUUGAUACAAGAUAUUUGAACAUUCUCGCCUGAUUUAGCAGUAAACAG